Didymodactylos carnosus is the source of this 1505-nucleotide messenger RNA. Lineage: Eukaryota; Metazoa; Rotifera; Eurotatoria; Philodinida; Philodinidae. The record is from the annotation of a GenBank genome assembly.
CCCCCCCCCCCCCCCCCCCCCCCCCCCCCCCCCCCCCCCCCCCCCCCCCCUUAAGUAAACAGGAAAAGAGAAUUAAAAAAUGUAUAAAAAUUUUAAUGCCAAUAAAAUAGUAGUCAUGAGAAACUAGAAUUUUUGACAGUACUCCUCCACUCUCGUAAUAACUGUCUGCUAUCUGAUUAUUUUCGGAAUAUUUUUUUCGAAAUUUUAACUGGUAGUUUUGCUAGAAGACUGCGGGAGACAACGGAUACUAUGAAUGUUAUAACAUUUCUUGCGGUGUAGUAAUUCCGAAAACGAAUGAAUUUAGGUACAGCUUUUCUUGUGCAAUCGCAGUCUUAAUUAAAUUUUGAAGUCUGCGUGCCAUCUUAAACAUAUAAGGAAAUCUAAACUAGACUUUCAGAAACAAAGUAAGGAAAUUUCUAUGAUCGGUCACUAGGAAAUUGCUUUAACGAACUCUGUUUGUGAUCAUAGUAACGAAGGCCGCUUCGAUAGCAAAUAAUUUUCUAUUUCCAAAGACUAUUUAUUUGCUGGAUUUUUGUUUCUUAAUAAUUACUAUGCUGACUGUGUUAUCAACAUCAAUAACAUAGUCAUGAAGCGAGAAGACAAUAUCAAAUUACUUGGUAUGAAAUUAUGAUCAAAUCUCCAUGAAAAAAAUCAUAUUGAAACAGUCAACUCAAGUCGACAUAACCCAUAGUUCAAGUCGACUUGAACUGCAGAAAAAAAAAAGUGUUGAUCAUGAUUAUUCAGGAAAAGAUUUGCCUGGUUCGAGUCGACAUGAACCAUAGUAGUAAGUCGACUUGAACGGCAGGAAGUAUGACACUUUGGACUAUAUACCGAUGAAAAACACCUGAUAGACUGGUAUCUGGGUAUCCAGAGAUUCGAACUGGUUUUCUAAAGAUCUCCUAGAAAAGCGAUCUAUAAGCGAAUAUUGUUCGGAAAGAAUUUUGCUUAAGAAAACAUAGGCAAAACUGUUUUUUUUUGAUUGCUGAAGACUUCCAAUCUCUGCCUUUUAUCGUCUUUGAGUUAUUCAAAAAGCGCUAAUCAGCGCGUCUCGUGUACAGAGUUAAACUGACACCACGAUGUCUGUUAAAGUAACCGUGUUCUUUUAGGGACAUAUUUGGUUCACAGUUUACAAUGUUAAUUUAUUCAAAUAUCCUUUCUUUCAAUGCAGUUGUGAAGUAUUCAGGCAUGCUAGGUCUGUUAUAGAUUGUUUACAUACAUUGGCGGUAAAGAGAUAUUUAAAUGUGUUAAAUACCGAUGAAAAACUGGCCUCGAAAAAGAAAUUACAAUUAAAGAAGAAUUUGAAAGUUAUUCAAAAGGCUGCAAGAGCAAAAGUUGGCGUUAAGAAAACUGGAGCAAAAACUCCAACGAUUUUGGAUAAAGAACCGGUUGAACAAGUUAAAAUAGUGGUGACAAAAGCCAAGGCUAGUCGAAAAGGAAAUAUGAAAAUUAAUAGAUUAGUAUUAACCGAAGUUACCAAUGUUCAACCAACAACAACAGUCUUAUAA